Temnothorax curvispinosus is the source of this 698-nucleotide messenger RNA. RefSeq lists its product as uncharacterized. Bases 348 to 698 code for a protein of 116 amino acids. Lineage: Eukaryota; Metazoa; Arthropoda; Insecta; Hymenoptera; Formicidae. The transcript is spliced from 3 exons. The record is from RefSeq and is a predicted model, not a curated record.
UGUAAGGAUUACAUGGUGUGCUCAAUUGCCUGGGGGGAUUCGGGUAAUGACGUCACUCGUGUCGAAUUGUGUAAACAGAGUAGCCAACGUCUAGAAGUAAAACAUUUUUGGUGUUGUAAUAUUGGCACAUGUUCAUGCAUCGUCACACUCAUGCCGCUUAUGCCACUCAGAAGUACGGUACAUUGUUUUGUGUUAAACAGUGGGUCUGUUUGCGUUGCGACAAUAUAUAAAUUUAAAAUAAAAAUGGUGCGGUGUAUUGUUAAAAGUUGUAGGAAUAAAACAACGGGGGUUUGUGAGGAAACUGUGAAUUUUUUUCCGCUACCGAAAAAUGAAGUGAUGCGGGAAGGAUGGCUGAAAAAAAAGGAGGCUAUGUUUUACCACCAAAAGUUGAAUUUGCAAGGAUAUGCUCGGUUCAUUUUAGUCAAGAGUCCUUUCAUCAAGGUCGAGCACGGAAAGACCCUGUUAAGAAACGUCACCUACUACCAUCGGCUGUGCCAACGUUAUUUUUGAAUUGUUCAGAAGCUCCAAAUGUAAACAAGAAUGCGGUGGCUGAGUACAAAGAUUCCUUACCUGAUGAAGUUUUAUUGUGUCUGGUGAGAACACGUACGUACAUACAAAUAAAAGAAAAUGCCAAAAAAUCGUAUGUAAACAGAGAGAGAAGAAAGAAGGAGAAGAAAAUGAAGAAACUAGUGUCGUAA